GGAAGUAAAUACAGUGACAGCUAGAGGGAGACCCUAAAGCCGGAGCUAUACAGUGGGGCGGACAGUAUUACUCUGGUUUAAACUAAACAAAUUAACCUGGGAGCCUUAAGGAGAAACAUCUUCUGCAUUGACAUCUGAUGUAGUGUGUUGGGAUAUAAUGGCGUUUGUUGUGUGCUCAUAAAUGUUACAGAGCGAACGCCGGGUCUAGCGCUAAAGUUAGCUUAUUUAGGCAGCUAGUUUUAGUGACGGGACCGAAGAAGGCAACGACAUGAGUGAAUGUGCGACCAGACACCGGCCUGCUUAAUCAGGAACUGAGAUAGUUCAAUGUUGCAAUGAGGAGCAUCAGCAUCUGUCUUUGAGGGCUCAGAGGCAUGAACUCGGUUUCCCCCAGCGCAGCGCAGUACGUGGGGGUAGUGAUGCAGGAUGAGCAGGUGGCGAGUCGGAGGCCGCCGUCCCUGGAGCGGCAGGGCAGCUUUGGAUUCAGAGUGCCUCAAGCUUCAGAUGCAAGCAGAGAUGCAGCCAGAGAGCCUGAUGAGAUGGACAAAGUCAAGGCCAAACUGAUGUCGGCAUGGAACAAUGUCAAAUAUGGUUGGACUAUUAAAACUAAAACCUCUUUCAACAAAAUAUCUCCUGUCACAAUCCUGGGGCACUCUUAUCUACUCAACAAUGAAGAUGAGGUGGAGCGGUUCCGUCGGGAUUUUGUGUCCAGAAUAUGGCUGACCUACCGGAGGGAGUUUCCCCCGCUGGAAGGCUCUACCUGGACAACAGACUGUGGCUGGGGCUGCAUGCUGCGCAGUGGACAGAUGCUGCUGGCACAGGGGCUCGUGGUCCACCUGAUGCCCAGAGAUUGGACUUGGCCAGACGCUCAGCAGCUAACUGAUGUGGACUUCGAGGUGUUCCGACCUCGUUCCCCAGUUCGGGCUGGAGGUGUUCCUAUCCCUUCCUUCGGUUCUUUGCGAGGAUCCAGCAGCCCAGAGAAAAUCCCAGCUGGCAAUCAGGCGCCCAGAUGCUGCCAGAGAAAGAGACCUGAAUCUGCAAGGGACCGGCAGGCGGAGCCCAUCCACUCCAAGCUAAUCACCUGGUUUGGAGACCAGCCUCCAGCACCUUUUGGUGUUCACCAGCUGGUGGAAAUAGGCAAAAGUUCAGGGAAGAAGGCUGGCGACUGGUACGGCCCAUCGAUAGUGGCGCAUAUUCUUCGGAAAGCAGUGGCCAAAACCUCUGUGGCACAAAGCCUCGUGGUAUAUGUUGCUCAGGAUUGCACAGUAUACAAAGAGGACGUGGUGCAUCUCUGUGAUCUGUCACUAAGUCAAAGCCCUGCUGAACCUUCCGACCAGGCCUGGAAGUCUGUCAUCAUACUGGUUCCUGUCCGGCUCGGAGGAGAGGCCCUUAACCCGUCUUACAUUGAGUGUGUCAAGAAUAUCCUGAAGCUGGAUUGUUGUAUUGGAAUAAUUGGAGGGAAACCGAAGCACUCACUCUACUUCAUUGGCUUCCAAGAUGAACAGCUUCUCUAUCUGGACCCACAUUUCUGCCAGCCGGUUGUUGAUGUCGCUCAAGCAGACUUCUCACUGGAGUCGUUCCACUGCAGCUCCCCUAAAAAGAUGCCCUUCAGCCGGAUGGAUCCCAGCUGCACCAUCGGCUUCUAUGCCAAGAACAAGAAGGACUUUGAAUCUCUAUGUGCUGCUGUUGGCAUGGCUCUGUCCACAUCCAAGGAGAAAUACCCCAUCUUCACCUUCGUCGAGGGGCCGGGGCAGGACUAUGGACUUGAGAGUGACAGCAGCAACCACAGUGGGCCCUCAGCCCACAUCUUGCCUCCAGACAUACUGAGCAGGAGUAACAACAGAAGAAGCAGUGAGGAGUUUGUCUUCCUGUGAACCGCUGAGGAACAUGACCUCCCACAUUCCACCACUAGGUGGCAGAAGACUUAUUCUGACUUGGUUCCGGUGGCUACAGCUCCUUGUCGGCCUUGUUUCAAAGAUAUCCCUACAUGAAUCAGUUGAUUGAUCUGCUUUCUUGACUGGAGGAAGUUGAUUUUCAGAUUUCUCUUUUGACGUCUUAACUGGAAAGGACUGAUUAUGUUUUCCCUUCAUAAAGUAAAAAAAAAAUCUAAAACUUCAAUACUCAAGGUUGCAGCUUCCCAUUGUUAUUCCUGCGCAAUAUUCACCUGCUGUACACAUUUUUCUUUUUAAAAAAGUUUCAUCCUCUUUCGAGUUUAUUUAUAAGACUUAUGACUGUGUGUGUGUGUGUGUGAGUAAGUGCAAGAUUUGUGUAAAUUAUUUGUCUUUAAUUGUCCUGAUAUAUUUAGAUGUCAGUGCUGUUGUACCUCCCAGAGGUUUUGAACUCUUGCAAGAGUUUAUUGAACAUCUUCAGUGAAACUUUUGUAUCUCUGAGAAAGCCACAGCCUAGAACCUGUCCUAAUUAUUUGCCAUCAGGAAUAUAAAACUCUCCCAGAAAUCUGCUGUUACAUUUCUCUUGCUGCUAGAAAUGGAUAUUUAUUUUUACUGAGUGGCCAAGCCUCGUCAAACAUUUUUUAAAAACGUAAUCUGGAUACGUUUUCAAAGUAAAACUCAAAGCAGCUCUGCUUAAUCAACAAAGUUGAGGUUUUAUUGUGUUAAUGUGUCACAUGACCAUGCUGAGUUGAGUUUCUGGUCCCAUGGCCUGUUCUGGUCCCAUGACAGCACUUACUGGACAUUGCACUACAACUGUUAGAUAGUUUGCUGUCCAGAUUAAAUACAAACACUGGAACACUA
Messenger RNA from Poecilia reticulata (guppy), 2747 nucleotides. RefSeq names its product autophagy related 4D, cysteine peptidase a (gene atg4da). The record is from RefSeq and is a predicted model, not a curated record. Lineage: Eukaryota; Metazoa; Chordata; Actinopteri; Cyprinodontiformes; Poeciliidae. Gene Ontology annotation, molecular function: protein-phosphatidylethanolamide deconjugating activity; cysteine-type endopeptidase activity. Gene Ontology annotation, biological process: mitophagy; C-terminal protein lipidation; protein delipidation. Gene Ontology annotation, cellular component: cytoplasm.